UUUUUUUUAAAAAAAAUGGAUAUAAAUAUUACAACUGAAGUUGGCAAUAAUUCAACUCAACUUUUCGAAAAUACACAAGGUAAUUUGGUAGAUUAUCUUAUUUGUUCAUUAAAAAAAACGGUUCCAGGAAACCAUAUUUAUAAAAUAUACGCGUUAUCAACUUUACCUAAACCAAAAACACUUUUUAAAUCACAAGAAAAAAAGAGUUAUGAACGUAAAAUAUUACUACUUUUAUCAGAAAAGAAAAGUUCAACAAAAGAGGAAGCACUUAUGACAAGUAUAGAAGCACAUGAAUAUUAUAUGAUAGAAGAAGAAACAUUAAAUAUAUAUAUUUCAAAGGUUGACACUACAGGAUGUAUUAUUUCUACUACUGUAAAAGAUAAAAAAAUUAGUGCUACUAAACAAUUAAUUUCUUCAUACAUUAAUUAUCAUUUAGAAGAAAAAACACAACCAAGGAACAAAUAUAUUAAUGUACAUAUAUUUGCUAGAUCUCAGCCACAAUACUUAUUUACUAAAUCAUCAAAUAAUCUAAAAAAACAUAUAUUGGAUGAUACGGGUUUAUUAAAAUGGUGGAAAAAAGUUUUAGGACAAGCAUUUACCACUUCAACUAGUAAUAAUUUACAGAAUGUAAGAAAAUGGUAUUAUAUUCCAGGAUAUGCAUCUGAAUCUAAAGCAAGAUCACUUAUUAAAGAUAAUAAUAAUGAUGAUUGGAUUUACGGAUACCCAUAUAAUAAUGAGAGUAAGGUUGAUGAUGUUAUACCAAAAUUUGAUGAUGAUGCCAAAGCUAGAUGGUUAGAUCACUUAAAUGAUAAUGAAGAUAAUGAUGAAAAUGAUAAAACAAAUGUUAAAGAAUUUUGGGAGAUUAUUAGUAUUGGUGGAGAAUUUUCCGGUGAAAAAAUUGCAGGAUUUUUUUGGGUUAAUGUUGAACGUUCAAAAAGCGAAGAUCUAAAAAAGGAAGAAUAUGAGGCCGUUAUAUUGGAGAAUUUGAAGGAAAAUGUUGGAGGUAUUAUGGUUGAGGAAGAAGAAUUUAUAAGAACUUUACAAAAAUUCUUUGAAUUAGAAUUUUGUAAUGAAGAAAUUACUCUUAAAUCUAGUGAAGAUUGGAGCAAAAUAUUUGAGGAUUUAUGUGUACAAAAAGGAAUCAAUGAUGGUGUUGUAGAAUUCAAAGUAGAACAACCUCAAAUUGAAGAUAAAGAAACCUCACCAAAAUCGAUUGAAAUGAUUGAAAUGGAGAUUAAACCAAAUGAUGGUACUGUUCAAGAAGAAACGUCUAACAAUAAAAGAAAACCAGCGAACCCUGUUGAAAAUAAUGGGGUUAAUGUUAAUGUAUUAUCAUCAUCUCUUAUUAAAAGAGUUAAAAGAGAUAAAAAAUAAUAAAAACCAAAGUCAUGUGGCACGUUAUAAUUUUACGUCGAUUUUUUAAUAUUUAUUAUUUAUUUACUACAGAUUAUUACUUAUCUAACAUAGUAGCUUUACAUAUUUACAUCUAACUUGUCUAACUUGAGUAGCUUUACAUAUUUACAGCAUCUAACUUAUCUAACUUAAGUAGCUUAUUUACAUCCAUCUAACUUAUCUAACUUAUCUAACUUAUCUAACACAUAUUUAUAUCUAACUUAUCUAACUUGGUAGCUUUACAUCUAAAUUUACACUAUUUACAUCUAAUUUUAUAUUU
Messenger RNA from Rhizophagus irregularis DAOM 181602=DAOM 197198, 1672 nucleotides. RefSeq lists its product as uncharacterized. Lineage: Eukaryota; Fungi; Glomeromycota; Glomeromycetes; Glomerales; Glomeraceae. Gene Ontology annotation, molecular function: histone H3K56 acetyltransferase activity. The record is from RefSeq and is a predicted model, not a curated record. Gene Ontology annotation, cellular component: nucleus. Gene Ontology annotation, biological process: DNA damage response; regulation of DNA-templated transcription; DNA replication-dependent chromatin disassembly.